CAGCAGGGCGCCCUAGCGAGCGCGGGCCCGGCGCCGGGCCCGGGCAGACGGCGGGGGGCGUCUCCGCGGAGACUCUCUUUGAGGCCCCUGAGCGGCGAGGGCGAAGGCGAAGGCGAGGCUAAGUGGGGCCGAAAUCAUGAACCGGAGUUUUCAUAAGUCUCAGACCCUACGCUUCUACGACUGCAGCGCAGUGGAAGUCAAGAGCAAGUUUGGCGCUGAGUUCCGGAGAUUCUCCUUGGACCGCCACAAGCCUGGGAAGUUUGAGGAUUUCUACCAGCUGGUGGUGCACACCCAUCACAUCUCUAACACCGACGUGACCAUCGGCUAUGCUGAUGUGCACGGGGACCUGCUGCCCAUCAACAAUGACGACAACUUCUGCAAGGCGGUCUCAAGUGCAAACCCCUUGCUUCGAGUCUUCAUCCAGAAGCGAGAAGAGGCAGACCAUUACAGCUUUGGAGCAGGCACUCUGUCAAGGAAGAAAAAGGUGCUGGUGACCCUGAGGGAUGAGGGCCUGCGUCGGCGUACCCACCUCAACAUCAGCAUGCCACAUGACUUCCGCCCAGUGUCAUCCAUCAUUGAUGUGGACAUCCUCCCCGAGACACACCGCCGAGUGAGGCUCUACAGACAUGGCUGUGAAAAGCCACUGGGCUUCUACAUUCGAGAUGGCACCAGCGUGCGUGUCACGCCCCACGGGCUAGAAAAAGUACCAGGUAUCUUCAUUUCUCGAAUGGUGCCUGGGGGCCUUGCAGAGAGCACUGGGCUCCUGGCUGUGAAUGACGAAGUCCUGGAGGUGAAUGGGAUUGAGGUAGCUGGAAAGACAUUGGAUCAAGUCACAGACAUGAUGAUAGCCAACAGCCACAACCUCAUCAUCACUGUCAAGCCGGCCAAUCAAAGGAACAAUGUGGUUCGCAGCAGCCGCACAUCUGGCAGCUCUGUCCAAUCCACAGACAGUACCACCAGUCACCACAGCCUGCCAGGGGCCCAUGCUCUGCCGAAUUCUGAAGAAAUGGAGAGCGAUGAAGAAGCCGACAUCGUCAUUGAAGGGGCUCUAGAACCUCAACACAUUCCCAAGACACAGGCUGUACCUCCAGGCAGCCUCUCGAGGGCCAAUGGCACCAGCCUUGCUCACAGGCUGCACAGAGGGGACAUGAGCCUGCAUAGCUCUGGGAGGGAGAGCAAUGGUAGCAUCCACAGAUUUCUCAGCUCUCUGAAACCAGACCCGCGACACAGCCUGGUCCUCCCCCAAGGAGGGGUGGAGGAACACGGGCCGGCCAUUACACUCUAGGGCUUGAGCACUUGGGCAGGCUGAAGUCCCAGACAGACUGUGUUGUCACCGAGACCCACAGGUGGCAAGUAUUAACCAGCAUGUAAUACUGUUAGGUGUAUAGUGACUCCAAAGGGAAAUGCUUUACAUUUUUAUGUCAAUUUUAAAAUAAGAAAUAUAAUUCUGUUCUUUUUUUUCUUCAUCAUUCCUACAACCUUAUUAUUUAAACUUUUGAACAAGAAUACUAUUUUUAUAGGAUUUUUCCACAGAACUUAAAAAUAUGCACAACUGCAAAUUAUCUGGGCCAGGCCUCAGUGCAUGUCCAGAACCUUUGCGGAGUAAAACAAAACACAAAAGUGCGGAGAGUAUUUUUAACAUUUUUUAAAUACUUGUUUUUAAAAAUGAAGCUUUAUAGAUAACUUUUUUAAAAUAGUAAAAUUCAUGUUUUUAACCAGUUCGUGUAAAAAUAUCUUAUGAUGCCUGAGUGCUCUACUGACCCAAUCAGGCUGUGACGGGUAAACAGGAGCUAACAGCUGGGUCCCAUCACAGAAAGGCAGUGUUCACUGUUUACAGCCAGCUCAGAAAGCCCUCUGGCCUAUACCUAAGAACCGCCAGGAUUACAGUGCCCUGCAUCUGUGGAGCUGUCCCAGCCACAACAGUGAGGCAGUCACUGCUGUUGUCUUAAAGUGGAUUUAGGGAUCCAGCAACCCUGCUGGCUAGAAGGUAAGACCAGUGAUAACACGUGGGAUUAAAAGCCAACUAACUGUUCCAUCCAUGUUUUCUUUGGGUUGGCUGACUAGGGUGCUUUUAAGACGUCAUUAGUAGAGAUGAGUGUCACACUGUUCCAUCCGUGUUUUCUUUGGGUUGGCUGACUAGGGCAGUUUUAAGACAUCGUCAGUAGAGUGUCACAUCUCUAAAGGCCCACAGCAGUGAGUGGGGUGGAUGUACAUGUUAGCUUUGCUUCUGAGACAACUAGUUAUUUUUAUAAGAGAUUAGAGCAUGUCAAUGCCUGUUCCCAGAAUAGUGAUCAAUGGCAGGAAUUAUCUUAACUAGAACAAGUCACAUGGAACUUAAGAGUUUUGACAGAUCACUUUUCUUUGAACUUCUUAGAGAUUAAUGUCUAAUCCAAUUGUAUUUUAUAUGAAUUGUGCUUUCUGUUUGGAUACAGUGUUGGGAGAGAAUAUCACAUUAACUAAGAACAAACUGACCAAGUGAAUCCUUCAUGUAAAUAAAGGUUUAAAGCAUCUUCGUCUUCCAGGUGCCCCAGAGGCUGGCUGCCCUUAUGGUCUAGCGUCACCUGCUGGCGAGAUGCAGAACUGUCCUGACUUCAGGAAUGCCAGCUGGAGAAUGCAUCUCAGCAUUGUCCUUUGUCCAGAAUUCAUCCAGUCAAAUCGUUUUUUCCUUUGGGGAACUGUUUACUGGGCAGAAGUGCCUUUGCCUGAGGAUUGUUACCUUGGCCUGUGUCUGCUUCUCAGUUACAUGCCGAGUAUCAUUACUCGGUGCAAGAUGCUCGCUGGGUCUCGGUGAGGAUCCAGACACCCAGAUUCAUGGCUUCCAAACUGUUAAGAGCAGCUGUUGUGUUUCUGUGUUGCUGCAGCGAUCUGGAAUGUUUUUUACUAAGACAAAUAUUACAGAACCAAAAACAACUGACGCUCAGUUCUUACAUGACUUGUCCUCGGCUAUACUGUUGCUUGGUGUUCUGUGUUAAACACACUGUGUUUGCUACCAAGAAAGAAAGUUAUGUUUCUUACCAUGGUUAAGUUAUUUGGUAAAUGUGAAUCAGUUUAUUAAAAAAAAAAAAAUUUUUUUAAAACAAGGAGGCAAGCCUUUGUGAGCGCUUGCCUGUAAUUACAUGUGUUUAGCAGAUGCCUGAGAGUAUUUUUCUAAACAGAACUUUACUCCCACCAUUUUAUUUCUUCUUUCACAAGAA
Arvicanthis niloticus (Nile rat) is the source of this 3194-nucleotide messenger RNA. RefSeq names its product par-6 family cell polarity regulator gamma (gene Pard6g). NCBI's taxonomy places the organism in Eukaryota, Metazoa, Chordata, Mammalia, Rodentia, Muridae. Gene Ontology annotation, biological process: centrosome cycle; establishment or maintenance of cell polarity; regulation of cellular localization. The record is from RefSeq and is a predicted model, not a curated record. Gene Ontology annotation, molecular function: protein binding. Gene Ontology annotation, cellular component: apical plasma membrane; cell cortex; nucleus.